AAAAUUUUUUGUAUAGAUUUUAAGCUCAAUGUUUGGAAAUUAUAAAUCAUUUAGAAAUCCUUCAAUUUCUUUCAUUGGUAGAGUUGGACAAAUAAACACUAAACAGGAAUGUUCGCCCUCAACAUCGAAUUAUUUAUGUUCUACACCGAAUACAAUGCUUUAUACUCGUGGUGGACACAUUCCUCAUUUAACCUGGGAUCUUUUUGAUAGCCACAUUGCAGCUUAUGUUGAACAUUCGAGAUUGUUAAUUCAAAUUUCUCUACAAAAUAUAUUUGACUUUCUUGAAGUUAUUAAAUUAUCGGGAGGAAUAAAAAACUUUUAUAGAUUUGAGCCUGACCAUUUUCUCCACCUUUCAUUGUUAGACCCACUUUGUGCUAGAGAUGUUGUGUCGAAUCGUUUUAUUCAUUUUUGGAGUAGAGGCGGUAGAAAAAAGAUGGAUAUGGAACAAUUCAAAAACGCAAUCGAAACAAUUAUUCCUGAUAGUUUUCAAGCGCCCUUUGAUUUUGAUACACCAAUUGAUUGCUGCAACAAAAAAUUACAAAAAUGUUUAAAAAGGAGUAGAAGUUUUUUUGAAACAUUAAAAACGAAUUCUGAGGAUAAUAAUUGUUUUGAUAAAAGAACAGUAUUUUCAAUUGGCGGUGGACCUUCAAUUUUUCAUAGAAAAAUGUUUGUAAAAGAAUUAUUGUUACAACUUUGUCCUGACAAUAUUGAAGUUAUCAAUUUAGAUUUAUUUUUAUGGAGUAAAAUUGGGAACAAAAAAGAAGAAAAUUUCGAUAAAGAAUUUUUGAGACAACUUAUUGCUGAGACAUUGAGUUAUCUUCCUCAAAAUAAUCUUCGAAUUGUUGAAGGCCCAUUUGAUCCGUCACAAGUACUUUUCCUUUUUAAGCAAGGUGUUGACUUAUUUGACUCAUCUUAUCCAACUUUUCUUGCUGAAAAAGGUUUUGCUUUUCAACUUUUAGAAGGAUUUCCGUUGGAUGAUAAUAAUGAACAAUUCUCUUUAAUUGACUUGAAUGAAAAAAAGUAUUUGAAUGAACAUAAAACACUUUUUCCAAAUUGUGAAUGUUACACAUGUAAAUUAGGAAAUGGAUAUACACGUGCUUAUAUUGGACAUUUAUUGUUGUGUAAAGAAAUGUUUGGAUAUACUUUGUUGAUGUUACAUAAUAUAUAUGAAUGGUUAAGGAUGUUUUCUUUGUUAAAAAUGUCAAUUAUGGAUGACACUAGUUUUUCACCUACAAAAUUAUUGGAUGAUUCUUCAUUUGUCGGACCUUCUUCAACUUCUAUUGGUAAACAAAUAACAUUUCAGGAGAAAAAACACAGAAUUCUCUACGGAGUCUCGCGGGAUGAUUAUCUAACUGCUUUUGCUGCGGAUAAGAAAAGAUUAAAACUUGAGAAAAGUAGCAAAGAUGGUAAAAGAAAAGAAACGAAUGCACCUUCUCUUGAUCGAAUUCCAAUGCCAAAUUUACCAGAAAAUGUGAAAUACCGAAUUUCACAAGAAAAUCCUCCUUCGGUUUGCCUUUACACGUUGCUUAAUUCACAAGGAGAUGGAGGGCUUUGUUCUGCUACUAUUUCAGAUAAUGCUUCGCUUUUAGCACUUGGUUAUGGAAGUUCUAAUAUUCAAGUAAACGCUUUGGCUACAGAGAAUCUUAGAAUGUUAAAAGAAGCAAAGGAAUUAGAAGACCUCGAUAAUGAAAUGGAGGAAUUUAGCGAAGAAAUGUUUGAUGAAAAAAACAAACAAAAAUCGUUUACACUUUUGGGACAUUCAGGUCCAGUACACUCUCUAUCUUUCUCUUGUGAGAAAAGAUUGCUACUUUCUGCUUCUCGCGAUGCAACAAUUCGAUUAUGGGGAUUGGAAAUGCAAAGAAAUUUAGUUAUUUACAGACCGAUGGCUCCUGUUUGGAAAGAUGCUAAAGACGAUGUAACAGAGUUGGAAUUUCAUCCAAACUGCAAUUAUAUUAUUGGUGGAGGAGAUAACGCUCUCGUUCAUAUUUGGGAUGUGCUUACUGGUACUUGUGUUCGAACACUUUCUGAUCAAAUUGUUGCCGAUAGAGGAACAAUUCGAGGGCUUAAAAGUUCUCCUUGUGGCCGUUAUUUAGUAGCAGCAUACGAAGCAGGCACAAUUGGAGUUUGGGAUUUAGCACAACAACGUCUUUUGCUUACUUACGAGUGUGAAGAUACUUUUGACUUUAAUACGCCUAUUCAAUUUUCUCGUGAUGCAUCAAUUGUCGCGAUUGGAACACCACAGCAUGGAUUGAGCUUCUUAUCUAUGGAAGUUGCUUCAUCAGCAGCACAUUCUUCUAGUCAACAGCAAAUGCCGCAUCCAAUUGUCAACCCAAGCGGAUAUGGUCAAUUUGUUUAUCCAACUAAAAGAACAAAUAUUGUUGAUGUACACUUCACGAGAAAAAAUAUUGUAAUUGCUCUUGGUGUUUUUGAGCAAUGAAAACCAUGUGUUUUAUUAAAAAGAUUUUUAUUUAGCUUCUAGGACUAGAAAGAGAAGGUGAAGAAGGUAGUGAUGUUCGAGACUCUCGGUCUCGACUCUCGAGUCG
Meloidogyne enterolobii is the source of this 2543-nucleotide messenger RNA. Lineage: Eukaryota; Metazoa; Nematoda; Chromadorea; Rhabditida; Meloidogynidae. The record is from the annotation of a GenBank genome assembly.